This is a messenger RNA of Patella vulgata (common limpet), 1786 nucleotides long. Its product is annotated as NEDD8-activating enzyme E1 regulatory subunit. The record is from RefSeq and is a predicted model, not a curated record. Bases 69 to 1736 code for a protein of 555 amino acids. NCBI's taxonomy places the organism in Eukaryota, Metazoa, Mollusca, Gastropoda, Patellidae. The transcript is spliced from 20 exons. Gene Ontology annotation, biological process: protein ubiquitination; protein neddylation; DNA damage response. Gene Ontology annotation, molecular function: ubiquitin activating enzyme activity; NEDD8 activating enzyme activity. Gene Ontology annotation, cellular component: cytoplasm; nucleus.
GUUUUUUAAACAUCAUAAAACUGGGGUUGCUUUCCUGAAUUGCCCUACUAGAGUUAUCUGCCCUCAAGAUGGCUGCUGUCACUAAAAGUGGUCUUGACAAGAACAACAAAUAUGAUCGACAACUGAGAUUAUGGGGGGAUCAUGGCCAAUCAGCUUUAGAAUCUGCUCGAGUGUGUUUGAUAAAUGCUACAGCCACAGGAACAGAGAUACUAAAAAAUCUCAUUUUACCAGGUAUUGGAUCAUUCACGAUAGUAGAUGAACAUAAGGUACAAGGAGAAGAUGUGGGUAAUAAUUUCUUUUUGUCAAAAGAGAGCAUUGGAAGUUCAAGGGCAAGAACAGCUACAGAACUUUUAUCAGAAUUAAACGAAGAUGUAUCAGGAGAUUUUAUAGAAGAGUCUCCAUCAAAUCUUAUAGAAAAUAAUCUGGACUUCUUUGCAUCAUUUACAAUUGUGAUAGCUACCAAUAUGCAUGAAAAGUCAUUACUACUGCUGGGAGAACUAUUAUGGAAUCUACAUGUACCGUUGUUGAUAUGUCGUUGCUAUGGUUUUAUUGGUUAUAUACGUCUGGUUGUUAAAGAACAUAAUGUUAUUGAAUCUCAUCCCGACAGUACACAUGAAGAUUUACGAUUAGAUCGACCAAUCCCAGCCUUUGUUACAUUAUGUGAUUCGUUAGAUAUGUCUAGUAUGAAUAAAAAGGAUCAUUCCCACACUCCCUGGUUAAUAGUUUUAUAUAAAUAUUUACAACAGUGGAAAGAUUCGCAUGGUGGACAACUUCCUAAAAUCUAUAAAGAAAAAUCACAGCUUAAAGAACUUAUUAGAAAUGGUGUGUUAAAAAAUAAAGAUGGUGUUCCAGAAGAUGAAGAAAACUUUGAUGAAGCUGUUAGAAAUGUUAAUACAGCGUUACAUCCUACUUCAGUACCAUCAGAUGUUCAGAAAUUAUUUCAAGAUCCUUUAUGUCUUAAUUUAACAUCAGAGAGUAGACCAUUUUGGAUUUUAACACGAGCUGUAAAAGAUUUUGUUGAACAUGAAGGUCAAGGUGCGCUGCCUGUUCGAGGAACUAUACCAGAUAUGACAUCAGAUUCUGAACGUUACAUCAGGUUACAAUCAGUAUAUCGUGAUCAGGCCGCUAGAGAUAUAGCUGCUGUAACACGUCGAGUUCAUACGUUACUACAGGAACUAGGUCAAGAUGAACCUCUGCUAGGUUGCAACCAGUUUAAAACAUCCAGUCUUCUACAUUCAAACCCUUGUAGUAUUAGUGAAAAAGAUAUCAAAACAUUUUGUCGUAAUUCUGCCUUUCUUCGUGUAAUAAGAUGUAGAAGUUUAAAGGAAGAAUAUAAUCCAGAAACUGCAAAUUUAACUUUAAUAGGUCAACAUUUAGAGGAUGAAGAUGGUGAUGACGUGGUAUUUUAUACGUUACUACGAUCUGUAGAUAAAUUCUACGAGAAAUAUAACCACUACCCUGGCUAUUAUACACAACAGGUCGAAUCAGAUAUAACAGAAUUAAAGGCAUGUUUAUCAAAGUUAUUACAAGAUUGGUCUAUAUCUUCUACAGUUAAAGAUGAUUAUAUUCAUGAAAUGUGUAGAUAUGGUGCCUCGGAACUUCACACAAUAUCAGCUUAUAUAGGUGGUGUAGCCGCUCAAGAAGCUAUUAAAAUGGUCACAAGUCAAUUUCUACCCAUCAAUAAUACUUACAUCUAUAACGCCAUGAAACAAUCAUCAACAACAUUAGAUUUAUAAAUUAUAUAUAAAUAUUGUACAAUAAAAUAUAGCUCUUGGUUUUCAUAGUA